This is a messenger RNA of Triticum turgidum subsp. durum (durum wheat), 1953 nucleotides long. The record is from the annotation of a GenBank genome assembly. Lineage: Eukaryota; Viridiplantae; Streptophyta; Magnoliopsida; Poales; Poaceae.
AUGUCCAUUCAGCCAUCUCUGCAGCGCGGUUUGACAAAGAUGAGUAGUAUAUUUCUCGUCGCUGCGGUCCUCGUGGUCUCUGUUCUUGGCCACAGUACAGGCAUGCCCAUAGCUUCACCAGGCUGGGAUGACCAGGAUUUCUUCAGAUACUGCCCGCCGUCACGGUGCAGCAAAGAUGGUCCUGAGGUCCGGUUCCCGCUCCAGCUUGAAACCAGCAGCUCAUCUUCACCAUGUGGUGCGACAUGCGCGAAGCUGGCUUGCUCCGGCCAAGACGUCAUCCUACUCCACCCACUCCUUGGCCCGUGCAAAGUGACCGCUAUAGAUUACAGCCGUGCUACCCUCAUCAUCAUCCCACUCGUACACUCCUUGUCUCCAUGCCCUCUUCAGAAACUCAUUUCCACAAAUCUACCAGAUGAUGCCUACCUUCGUUGUCCAUUAUACCAGGCCACACCUGGAAAAAUAGUACAAUGUUCAAGAGAGCUCACACCAAGUAGCACUACUCAAGUUGACGAUGACUACAUUAUUAAAAAGGCUGCCGAUUAUAUUGUUGGCCCAAUCUCUUGCUUUAGCAACCAAAGCCAGUUUGUCUAUUUGGUGAUUGCUCGUCUAUACAUGUACGCGCUUCCACUGGACUGCAAGGCCAUCUCAAAUGUUCUGAUACCGAUGGGGCUCACAGACACAUAUGGCUCGACGUUCAAGCAAAUGUCAGAAAGAAUAAUUAGUUUUUCUGAAAUAACUGUUAGUUGGGGUGACAAUGGCAUUCCUGACAAUUGCACGAAAUGUGAGCGUGAUGGGCAGAGUUGUGCAUUCAGCUCGCAAAGGAAUCAAACAUUCUGCAUAGACCAUAGGCCUCAUGGUUUGCAUGUCAAAGUCAUUGCAGCUACUUCGUCAGCAGCCGCAUUUGUUGUUCUUUUGUUGACGGUGGCUACUGUACUCUACCACUCGCUGAAGACAAGAUAUAACAAAGAGAUACAUUUGAAGGUCGAAAUGUUUCUCAAGACAUAUGGCACAUCAAAACCCACAAGGUACACUUUCUCUGAAGUUAAGAAGAUAACAAGACGGUUCAAGGAUAAAGUAGGACAUGGUGGAUUUGGAAGUGUGUACAGAGGCGAACUACCAAAUGGACUUCCGGUGGCAGUCAAGAUGCUAGAGAACUCUACAGGAGAGGGACAAGAAUUUAUCAAUGAAAUUGCAACCAUCGGACUGAUCCACCAUGCAAAUAUUGUCCGCCUCCUGGGAUUUUUCUCCGAAGGAACGAGGCGAGCUGUUAUUUAUGAGUACAUGCCUAAUGAAUCACUAGAGAAACACAUAUUCUCGCAUGACUCGAAUAUUUCUCGACGACUCCUAGUGCCUGAAAAAAUGCUAGAGAUUGCUUUAGGUGUCGCUAGGGGGAUGGAGUACUUACAUCAAGGAUGCAACCAGCGCAUUCUCCACUUUGACAUCAAGCCACACAACAUCUUGCUGGACUACAACUUCAAUCCAAAGAUUUCAGACUUUGGCCUUGCAAAGCUGUGUGCGAGAGACCAAAGCAUUAUUACCUUAACUGCAGCAAGAGGCACAAUGGGCUACAUUGCACCGGAGCUAUAUUCUCCAAACUUUGGGGGAAUAUCCUACAAGUCCGAUGUGUACAGUUUCGGCAUGCUGGUGCUUGAAAUGGUGAGUGGAAGGAGGAAUUCAGACCCAAGUGUUGAGAGCCAACACGAGGUAUAUCUCCCGGAGUGGGUCUACGAGAAAGUCACCACUGAAGAAGAAUUGGGGGUUACUUUGGAAACGACACAAGAAGAGAAAGAAAACAUAAGAAAGCUGAUUAUUGUGGCACUGUGGUGUAUCCAGUGGAACCCGAAGAAUCGACCAUCGAUGACGAAGGUGGUAAACAUGUUAACGGGGAGGUUGCAGAAUCUGCAGAUUCCCCCUAAGCCCUUUGUCUCGUCUGAAAAUCAUCCCGUGCUAUAA